AAACUCGGUCUUGUAUAUCUAUUGCUCCAAUAAAUAUUUGUUAAUAUAAUCUUUAUCGAAGCCAUAUCGAGCACUGUACAGCAAUGUUAUUUGUUUAAUAGUUAAUAUGAUCUUCUUCACAUAAACUCCCAAUAUAAACUUUUUUGUUACUCUACUAAAUACGCAUAGUGGUGUUGGAUAUCAUAUAGUCGACCCCGCCAGACCUUAUCUUUCCUUGUUGGUUUUUAUUUGAUUCACUUAAUAUAAAUUCCUUUUUCCACAUAUGAAGAAGGGAGCACUUGCUAGUCGGUGUAGGCUAUAAUUUACUCAGUCGGUCCCGCUUUCACAAUAAAAAAUGUGUAACCAUUAUUAAAGCUUCAUGUGUUUUACAAUGGCCUUCUUCUGAAUUGAAUUUUACCAUUGAACAUUUUUAAUGUAUUACCGAUAACGAUGAAACAUUUAUAAUAGGUCACAACUGAUUAAAUUAAAGCCAUAAUCUGUAUAGAGGCUUAAGAGAACAUUGCGGAAUUCUGCGGACAAAUAUAUAUACUUUUUUAAGUUUAAGUGAAAAGAUAUAAAAAAUAUACAAUAUUUAGUUAAAAGUGAAAGUAGAUAUAUCAAAACCGAAAUGUCGAAACCAAUUCUCUACAUGAAUCCUCUAAGCGCACCAUCCAGAGCAGUUAUGUAUUUGGUCAAAUACCUUGGUUUGGAACUGGAAUGCAUAGAAAUAAGUCUCGAUACACGUGAAACUCUAACACCGGAAUUCAGGAAAUUGAACCCACAGCACACGGUACCCACUCUGGUCGAUGGUCAUGAUGUUAUCUAUGAUUCCCAUGCCAUUUGUGGAUAUUUGGUAGAUAAAUACGCAACAAAUGACGAACUAUAUCCCAAGGGCUUGGUACAAAGAACUUUAGUAAAUGCCCGACUACAUUUCGAUUCUUGUGAUAUAUUUUCACCCAUGCGUUUUAUGUACGUACAAAUUUUAUAUGGAGGAUUGGAAAGUGUACCAAAGGAUGUAGUUAGGUGUUUGCACGAAUCCUGGAUGAUAUUGGAAGACAUUUUAAAAGAUAGUCCGUAUCUUUGUGGUGAAAAUAUGACAAUUGCUGAUAUUUGUUGUCUUGCCACAAUAACGGCUGUAGUUGAGAAUGCUCCCAUUGUUGAGGAGACGUAUCCCAAACUGUUCGACUGGUUACGGAGAAUGUGUUCAAUGCCGUUUUAUUACGAUGAUGGGUCCAAACGGUUGCAAAUGAAAAUUAAGGAAAAACUCAAAGAGAAUCGUUUAACCAAAAAGGAAGUUAAUUGAAAAUAAAGGCAAAGGGGAAUAUUAAAUAAAAAUACGUAAAUUGUACACGUGGUAAAAAGUAUUACCAGAAAGAUUUUGUAAUAUAAAUAUUGGAAUUAUCUGCAAUAUGUAAUGUAUUAUAUU
Musca domestica (house fly) is the source of this 1405-nucleotide messenger RNA. Its product is annotated as glutathione S-transferase 1-like. The record is from RefSeq and is a predicted model, not a curated record. Gene Ontology annotation, biological process: glutathione metabolic process. The transcript is spliced from 3 exons. Bases 608 to 1282 code for a protein of 224 amino acids. Lineage: Eukaryota; Metazoa; Arthropoda; Insecta; Diptera; Muscidae. Gene Ontology annotation, molecular function: glutathione transferase activity.